GGGCUGUGGCCGUCGCUGGCCGUGGCCGUGGCGCUCGUCGGCAGGCAGAGCCACUGGACCAUAUACUGCAGCGGCACCUGGCGAAGUAGUGACAACUGUGCUGAGAGUCGCUGAGAGUCAGUCCAGUCACAACACUUCGCCGCCCUGCGUUCACCUGCGCCCCCGCCCCAAUGCCUAGUUCCACGCGAGGACGCGGACGUCGGUCGGCAGGCCUUGUAGACCUUGCUGGUCUUCCGUGGCUCGCCGGGCCCGUCCCUGGAGUCCAUCGGCUUGCCUGGCCUGUGCCUGGCCUCGCCCCACUGACGGACUCUACCACCAGGGCCCCGGCCGCCCCCGCCCUGGCACUCCCCGCACCACUGCAGUGCAUGCACGGCGUUCAACGUGUCGACCUGUGGGAUUGCCUCGACGGGGUCACCGAGGCCACCGAGGACGACGUCCGGGCCACCUCGCCGGCGAGCACCGACUCCAGCGGCUACUCCAGUUACGGGGACGUCUCCUCGUCUAGCGCCGAUUCCGGCGAUACCUGGAAAGAGAGAGAGGUUUACGCCUCUCUCAAGUAUGAGUCUAUGGGAAUAGACUGCACUUUUAACUACUGGUCGCCGAUUACGGAGGACGACGCCGUCCUCGACGAACUGCAGAGCCGCCGCCAGGUCCCGAGUCAUCUUUCACGCGACCAGGAUCAGGAUCAGCUCAAGCAGGCCACCGACCUCGACAUAAUGUCCGUCGCGGACGUUGGACCCACUGGAGCGCAGGAGGCCAAGGACGCAAGAGGGUGCUCUGAGCCUGCCUUCCUCCGAGAGGGCACCGCCCAGAACGCACCGUUUGCCGAGAACGACGAAUUGCGACGUGCCGCCGUCGUGGCCUCCAACCGGCUGGACUGGGGAGCAGCCUUCUACAGGUGGCUCCCAAUGCCGACCCUGGAGGAGGCCAUUCUUCUCGCGCGCAUUGCCGAGGCCGAGGAGCUGGAGCUGCGGCGACAGUCGGCUUUGAGGAAAGCGGCGAAGCAAAAGAAAUUUGGAUCUCGAAGAGAGAACUUCUCGUCAGUUUCUUCGGAACGCCCAGGCCGCAGAGGAGCCUCAACAACUGUCAGCCUCGAAUUUCCAGAAGUUUGGAAGAAUUUUUAGAUGAGAUUUUACUCACGGCACGCGCACUUGACAUGAAAUCAUCACAUUAAUUCACAAUCCAAUUAAUGACUUGCAUGAUUUUUUUGUUUUGACUCUUAUGUAAUUUAUACGCCGUUUUAUUGUAUGAUUGAGUGACGUUUUUAAUCAGGCUCAAAGUCU
Thrips palmi is the source of this 1283-nucleotide messenger RNA. RefSeq lists its product as uncharacterized. The record is from RefSeq and is a predicted model, not a curated record. The transcript is spliced from 6 exons. NCBI's taxonomy places the organism in Eukaryota, Metazoa, Arthropoda, Insecta, Thysanoptera, Thripidae. Bases 171 to 1124 code for a protein of 317 amino acids.